CAACCUUCAMAGAACAGCCGUGGUGAUACCGUGGUUACAAGUGGAUUUUAUUCACCAAUUAGGCGACUUUUGAAGGCAGCUGGUUGCACUGGGUUUUUUAAUGAGGUGUAAAAUUAAAGGUAAACACAAACGCCACAAACCUGACACUUUUUUCUCUCUCUUUUUUUGCGAUAAAUAAAUAAAACGUAUAUUAAUUCCCUUCUUACUCCACAAAUACGCACUACUUUGUGUUGGUCUAUCACAUAAAAUCCAAGUAAACCACACUGAAGUGUGGGCUUGAAUUUGACAUGUCAGACAGUAUGAUUACUUUACCAGUGAGCUGCAGUUUCUCGGAUUUGUGGCGCUAGAAGCGGGUUUCCAAUCUGCGACCAAUCAUUGACCAGGAUAGUAAAUGAAAGAAGAGAAAAGGAGGGGAGCCAGAGGAARAAAAAAAAGGAGGGGGGGGGGUUGGACUUUUUCCUUUCUUUUUUUCGACAGAGGGAGGGGUGUUGUGGAGAAAUGCUCGGCGGACCGUGAAGCGUUACAGCCAGAAGCAGGACAAAGACGCGCGUAGCGGGGCAGCAUGACAGAACUAUGUCUUCAAAAACAACUCUGGGAAGCGUGGAGGGAUGCUAAAAGUUAUACUUUUUGAGUGAAACGAACCGAGGAGUUGUGAGAAACAUUAGUAGUAAUAAGAGCGGAACUCUUGUUGACUUUGGACAGCUGCAGUCUGCAGACUGCAGUCCGGAGGAUCCUGGUUUGGAAAGCGCAUACUUCCAGAGAUGACUGUUUCUGCGCUCUUUCUCUACUUCGCAGCCGCUCCUGGUUGUUUCUGCUGUUACGAAGCCCAGCAACAGGAAGCGAGACCAACACGGCUGCAGGCUUGUGGAACAUCUGCACAAACACCUCGUUGGUAACAAAACCUCUGUCGGACCUUCGCUUGCUUGACUUGUUCCGAUCCUGAUGUGCACGUCACACGCCACAAACUUCAGCCAAGCAUGAGAUGUCAGUGCAGCUCGCUGGCGCUUCUCCUGUGGCUGCUGGCGGCUUUGGACGCCCAGCUAGUUUGCUGGAAGGCGAUCCUGAAGUGCCACAACGAGCCCGAGUGUGAGCUCGCCUACAACCAGUACUUGGCGGCAUGCGAGGGGAACAUCCGCGGGACGAGGAGCCAGUGCCCGAGCCACUGCAUCCAGGCGCUGAUCCGGCUCAACAACACCCGCAGCGGGCCGGAUCUGGAGACCUGCGACUGCGCGCAGGACCCGAGCUGCSUCGGCGCGAAGCGGGCCAUCGAGCCGUGCCUGCCCCGCAGACACCCCAGCGAUGCAGGGGGCAUCGGCUGCAUGGAGGCCCGCCAGCGGUGUGAUGAGGACAGCAGCUGCCACGCCUCCCUCACGGCCUACCUGUCGUACUGCGGGCAGCUGUUCAACGGCAGGCGGUGCUCCUCCAGGUGCAAGGCCACCAUCCAGCAGAUGCUGUUCAUCCCGAACGGCGUGCUGCUGAACCGCUGCGUUUGUGACGGCGUGGAGAGACCCUUCUGCGAGGUGGUCAAGGAGAACAUGAGCAAGCUUUGCUCCAUCGGGGACCACAGCGUUGCUUCCGACCAGCCUGAAGUUGAGGAGWUCUACGACGAUGAGGAUGACGACCGAAAAGUUGACAGGGAGGAGGGAUACACUGACAGCUCCUCWGCGUGCCAGAGGUUACCCAGCUUCCUGAUGUGUGUCUUUCUAUGGAUAUUAUUCUGAGGAGAUGGAUUUCCGACUGGAAUGUUUGGAUAUAUCAAUCAAAGGGAGACCCUUUUUUUUUUUUUUCUUUGAGAGCGCAAACCCCACGAUGAAUGUUUCGGCUGGGCCUCUCUGACACAGAGCGCGGGAAGUGUUGUCAAAAAUACCUUUAACUGUUUUUCCUUUUACGUGAAAGGGAAUGACCUGAAGCAGACUUUUGUUGGGAACACUUUGAGUGCCUUUAAACAGCUCUUGUUUAUUUGGUUAGCUUUCAUUGCUUCUUAAAGUGUGGCUUUAUUAAGACUUUAGACAAACACUGGAGCCAUCCAGCCUCUGUUUGCUCUCCUCUCCAUUGCAGAGGCCUUAGCAUUGUUGCAGUAACCACACUUCAAAUAKUUGUGGGAACCCGGACAGGCCUGUGUGUGGGUCUGACUACUUAAAUUAACUGAAGUGCUUCUCCAGCACUCCUGCUUGUCCCCCUCCCCCAUCCAGAGAUUGUUUUAUUGAACUCUUCCUGACUUCUCCMCACCCCUCUCUUCCUCCUCUCUGCAGCCUGGACCCCCUAAAAGCUUUUAAAAGCUCCCUGACUUUAUUAUUGCUUUCACACGGCCACAACACUUUGAGAGAAUCUGUCAGCUGUCAAAAUGGGUGAACAUAAAAUGUCUGCAUUUUGUUCUCAGCAUUUGCUGAAGUCAUCAAAAAGCAGAACUUUUCUCUUAACCCAAUUUUUAGUUUAAAGCACGAGGAAAUGUCUUCAUUUAUUGAAAAACAUGAAGUAGGGGAGUAAAAUCAUUAUCUAAGUACACACUUCACAAUUAUAAUAAAAAGUUAUGCAAACAUAAAAUAAAAUUUAAAAAAAUGAGGAAAUGAGACAUCCAGGCAUCCCGGAGAGUUAAAUGUGUGUUUCUGUGUCUUAUUUAAGGAUAUCUUAAUUGAUUUUUUUUUUUUUUUGUCACCAGUUUCUUUUGUAAAUGUCUGUAAACAGGCAAAGCUCAAACUAGCACAAGAGAUUGUUACUUGCACAAAUUCACAGUGAGGUUUAUUGCUUUCAAACACGUGCCUUGAAUGCUUUUACAGUGCUAGCUUUAGGCUGCGUGAAUUAGCCACGCACCACAUUUAAACCGAGGUGCUAAUGUGACCCAUUUAAACGUCUGCACCGAUAGAAAACGUGAUUCAAACCAGCGUUUUGUUUUUCAUUCUCAUCCCAUCUCUUCAUCGUCCUCCUUUUUUAAGCUGUUUAGUCACUAAAGUUGCAGUGAUGCUGCCGUCUUUGCCACUUGAAAUUAAAUCUUGAGCUGUGUUGUGUGUUAAAUUAUAAAUCUAGAAUAUGAAGAACGUGCAUCUAUUUUACAAUUGUGUACAGUAAAAAAAAAAAAAAAARKUUCACCUAMMUCCGGUUAGGACAAACAUACAAAUGUAGAUCAGAUUCAGAGAGUUUUGCAUUGUUUCUAGAAAAGUAGCAAUAACAUGAAUUCAGAGAAAGCUSUUUGACAUGGAGGUUUUAUAAUAAAAUAUGUAUGACCUAAACAAGUGUCAUGUUGUGUUUUGGCAAAAGAAUGAAUCAGUAUAUGGAGUUUUAAAGACAGUAUGUCUGGGUUAUUAUUUGUUUGUCAUAUAUUUUGUUAAAACCUGAGGAUAAUUUUUAAUCUGUGUGUGUGCAAAGUCUGAAGUGAUAACACAGAGAUUUGGAGCUGUGAUUGGAACAAAAGGUAGUUCUACAAAGUUUUGACUCUGUGGGGCUAAGCACAUCUGCACCCCCACUUUUCUUUUUUUUUCAUGUAUUGUUUCCCUUUUCACUUGACAAUUAUGACUUGCUUUGUUUUGUUUUGUUUCAUCGCGUUAAAUCACAGUAAAUAACAUAGAGGUUCGCUGUAACAUGAGAAAAU
Poecilia reticulata (guppy) is the source of this 3586-nucleotide messenger RNA. Its product is annotated as growth arrest-specific protein 1. Gene Ontology annotation, biological process: regulation of cell cycle. NCBI's taxonomy places the organism in Eukaryota, Metazoa, Chordata, Actinopteri, Cyprinodontiformes, Poeciliidae. The record is from RefSeq and is a predicted model, not a curated record.